AUGGGAGAGCACAGAUCAUGGCAGGUGGCCAGGCAGACGAUGCCAUCUCACCGCAGAGAGCUCAUGCCUCAGCUGGCCUGGAUGGAGGUUGGAAAAAUAACGGGAGAGAAGAAGACAAGAGGUCAAGGACUGGGCAGAAAACCUUCAGCAGUGAGUCCAGAGGACAACGAGGAGCAGACGCCUUUCGAGAGAGCCGUCUAUGACCUCGGACACAAGCAGAAGCUUGUCGAUGACCUCACCUUCGGCAGACGGAUCGGCUUCUACGAGCUGCGUGGGGAAAUAGGCAACGGAAACUUCUCCCAGGUCAAACUCGGCAUUCACGACCUGACCAAAGAAAGGGUUGCUGUUAAGAUCCUGGAUAAGCUGCGUUUGGACAAGCGCUCACAGAGGUUGUUCUCGUCUGAGAUACUAUGCAUGGAGAGACUGUCCCACCCCAACAUCGUGCGUCUGUAUGAGGUGGUGGAAACCUUUCGCCGGCUUCAUCUGGUGAUGGAGUACGCACCUGGAGGAGAGCUGUUCUCCAGGAUCGCCACCAGAGGACGCCUGUCUGAUCUGGAGACUAAACUGGUCUUCUCUCAGAUACUGUCUGCUGUGAAACACAUGCAUGACAACAACAUCAUCCACCGGGACCUGAAGGCUGAAAAUGUCUUCUACACCACCACAUACUGCAUCAAGGUGGGCGACUUUGGUUUCAGCGCUGAAUGCAAACCCACCGACAUUCUCACCACCUUCUGCGGCUCUCCGCCCUACGCGGCCCCUGAACUCUUUCGGGACAAGGGUUACAUCGGACCACUGGUGGAUAUUUGGGCUCUGGGCGUCCUGCUGUACUUCAUGGUGACGGCCACGUUUCCCUUCAACGGCUCUAGCAUGAGAAGACUUCGCUUCUGUAUCCUCAGGGGUUCCUACGCCAUUCCCACCUAUGUCCCUGAUGUCUGCCAGUAUGUUAUCAAGGGCGCACUGAGGCUCGUUCCUGCCGACCGCAUUUCCCUGUCGCAGAUCAUGUCCAGCACUUGGCUGAGGGGAAUUGAGUACCCGCAGCCGUACCCACCUGCUUUGCCCACACCGGCGCACCUGGCUGACCCCUCACGGACGCUUUCUAGUGAUGAGCACUCGGUCAAGCUCGCGCUCGAGGAGCUGGGCAUCACCGAAAUUCACCUGAGGAACAACGUGGUGUUGGACUGCCGUAGCCCACUGACAGGGAUUUACCGGAUACUUCUGCACCGAAACCAGAGGAACAGAUCCGGAGAAUCUGCGGGAUAUGCAACGCUCUGUCCCUCCAACACCCGCCUCGGCAGGAGAUGCUGGUCUCACCCUACGACCAUCUACAGGAAAGAAGAGCAGUCCGCGUUCUGUGCCAUCCUAUAG
Ctenopharyngodon idella (grass carp) is the source of this 1365-nucleotide messenger RNA. Its product is annotated as serine/threonine-protein kinase NIM1. NCBI's taxonomy places the organism in Eukaryota, Metazoa, Chordata, Actinopteri, Cypriniformes, Xenocyprididae. The record is from RefSeq and is a predicted model, not a curated record. The transcript has 4 exons. Bases 1 to 1365 code for a protein of 454 amino acids. Gene Ontology annotation, biological process: intracellular signal transduction; protein phosphorylation; microtubule cytoskeleton organization. Gene Ontology annotation, molecular function: protein serine/threonine kinase activity; tau-protein kinase activity; ATP binding. Gene Ontology annotation, cellular component: cytoplasm.